AUGGCGACAGCAUCUUCAGCUCUGCGCAUAGGCGUUGACGUCGGUGGCACAAACACCGACGGCGUCAUCCUCGACCUCGCACAAGCCAGCACACCGUCUCGCGGCAUCCUCGCUCACCACAAAUCCAGCACCACCAAGAACCCGAGCGAUGGCAUCAACAAUGUCAUCGAGACCAUGUUCUCGCAGUCCUCUGCCAUUCACCCGACCGACGUCGCCAGCGUGACCAUUGGCACGACGCAUUUCAUCAACGCCGUGGUGGAAAUGGACCAGUCGCGUCUGGCCAAGGUCGGCGUCAUCCGCCUAUGCGGCCCCUUCUCCAAGGAUAUCCCCAUUGGCAUCGACUGGCCGCCGAGAUUACGGGACAUUAUGUGCGGUCACCGCAGUUUGGUUUCGGGCGGGCUGGAGAUUGACGGCGGUCUCAUCGCGGAGCUAGACGUCGAAGAGGUCAAGCGCGAGGUCGAGGCCAUCAAGGCCAAGGGCAUCAAAUCCAUUGCCAUUGUCGGUGUCUUCAGCCCCAUCGACGUCAUUCAUCGUCAAGAAGAGACGGCAGCCGAGGUUGUGAGGAGCGUCUAUCCCGAAGCUGACGUUGUCUGCUCCAAGGAUGUGGCCAACAUUGGUUUCUUUGAGCGGGAGAACGCUGCCAUCCUCAACGCGUCCAUCCUCGACUUUGCGCGCAGGACAAUCCACUCCUUCCAGACGGCCGUGCAGAAGCUCAACCUGCAUUGCCCUGUAUUCAUCACGCAGAACGACGGUACCAUCAUCCCUGCCAGCGCGGCAGCUCGCCUGCCGAUCAGAACUUUCUCAAGCGGUCCCACCAACAGUAUGCGCGGAGCUGCCUUUUUGAUGCAGAAUCAGGAUAUCAAAGAGGCCAUGAUGGUUGUCGAUAUCGGUGGAACAACCACCGACGUCGGUCUCCUACAGAAGAACGGAUUCCCCAGACAGGCUGCUGCCUACAGCGAGAUUGCUGGCGUGAGGACAAACUUUAGCUACCCUGAUGUGAGAAGUAUCGGUCUCGGCGGUGGCUCCACCGUCAGCAAAGACAAGACUGGCAGAUUGACCGUUGGGCCCGAGUCCGUAGGCUAUCAGAUUCGUCAAAAGGCGCUCGUGUUUGGCGGUAACACUCCCACGACGACGGACUACACCGUCCUGGGCGAUGCUUCCGUCGAUAUUGGCGACCGCAGCAAGGUAGAUGGCCAGGACGCCCUGACUUCCAGUCUCCCCGAGUUCAAGGCCAAGGUCAAGGCGAUGCUUGAACAGAUUGUCGACACGAUGAAGACAUCGCCCAACCCUAUACCUGUCGUUCUCGUGGGCGGCGGUGCGGUCAUCGCGCCAGACUCUCUGAACGGCGCGAGCCGCGUUGUCAAGCCCAACUGGUCUGGCGUCGCCAACGCUAUCGGUGCCGCGACAGCGCGUGUCAGUGGCGUCAUUGACUCAGUCGAGAGCACAGAGUCGCGCAGCAAGACCGAGGUCAUGGAGGCCGUGUCACAACGAGCCAUUGAGGUUGCUGUCACCAGUGGUGCGCUGAGAGAGACGGUCACAAUCGCAGAGAUGGAGAGCUUCCCACUGCAGUAUAUUGCGGACAAGUCGAGGAUCAUCGUCAAGGCAGUGGGUGAUUUUGACUACUCCCGCACGGAUAUCCAGUCGGCACCAAUCAUGGAUGUAGCCAACGGGGACUUUGCGGAUGAUGCAGACCAUGUUGCGUCAAAAACGGACGGUAAUCAUGGCGACAUAUCGAGAGAGGAGGCUCCUUCGUCUGGAAGUCUGGUGCACACAAAGGAUUCUAUCAGCACCUACAGGCCCCGUGUUGGCAAGAGGACCUGGCUGCUGUCAGAGACGGAUCUCGAGUUCAUCUCGACAGGAUGUUACAUCCUGGGCACCGGUGGCGGUGGUAGCCCAUACCAGCACUUCCUCCGCUUGAGACAGAUGGUCCGCCAGGGCGUCACUUUGCGAGUCAUCUCCCCUGACGAUCUCAAAGACGAUGACCUGGUCGCAUGCGGUGGUGCCAAGGGCUCGCCACAGGUCUCGACAGAGAAGCCCGUCGGCGACGAGAUACUCGAAUCGCAGUGCGAGCUGUACGCCUUCCUGAACAAGUCCCCCAACGCCGUGGUCCCACUCGAGAUUGGCGGUGGGAAUGGUCUGCAGGGUCUCAUCAUCGGCGCCUCCAACGCUCUGGACAUUCCUGCCAUUGAUGGCGACUGGAUGGGCCGCGCGUACCCAGUCUCGUGGCAGACCACACCGGUUGUCUAUGAGAAGAGAGCCACGAUGAUCCCCACGUGUAUUUCGGACGGCAACGGCCGCAUCAUUUUCAUGACAAAGGCACCCACCGAGCUCGACGCCGAACGUGCCCUACGCGCGGCGCUGUCGCAGAUGGGUUCGCACGUUGGCUGCGCAAAGGGCCCCGUGAGCGGUGCCAACACCAAGAAAUGGGUCGUGAAGAACACAAUGUCUCUCGCAUGGCGUAUCGGUCGCGCCGUGGCGCUAUCUCGCUGCACGAAUACCAUUGACACUGUAGCCGAGUCCAUCAUCGAGGAGGUGGGUGGCGCCGAGUCGGCGAGUGUCCUCUUCAAGGGCAAGAUUGUCGGCGUGGAGCGCGUGCUGAAGAUGGGCCACGCAUAUGGCGAGGUGACCAUCGAAUCGACGAGUGACGAGAAGACGGAUGCUUCCAAGGAGAAGCUGGUCAUUCCUUUCAAGAAUGAGAACAUUUAUGCCAAAAAGGUGUAUUCCGACGGUAAUGAGGAGAUCUUGGCCAUCGUGCCCGAUCUAGUCACCGUGCUCGAUGCGCAGAAUGGCGAGGCGUUGGGGACGCAGGACUACCGAUAUGGCCUGCCUGUUGUCGUGAUAGGCAUCACGGCAUCGGAGAAAUGGACGUCGACAGCGAGGGGUCUCGAGAUAGGCGGGCCUAAAGGCUUUGGGUUCCAUGAUCUGGAGUAUAAGCCGUUGGGCAAGUUCAGCAAGCCGGCCAGUGUGAUCGAUGAGUAUGACCGGGAUGCGUAG
Molecule: messenger RNA, 2994 nt
Organism: Emericellopsis atlantica
Lineage: Eukaryota; Fungi; Ascomycota; Sordariomycetes; Hypocreales; Bionectriaceae
Exons: 2
Coding region: 1-2994 (997 amino acids)
Biological process (GO): glutathione metabolic process
Cellular component (GO): cytosol
Molecular function (GO): 5-oxoprolinase (ATP-hydrolyzing) activity
Source: RefSeq, a predicted model, not a curated record